AUGAACUUGCCAGUGGAUAUUUUCCAUAUCCUUAAUAUAUUUGUACGAGAAUAUAAGUUCCUAUUGUAUUUAUUGUGGCAAUGUGCUCACAAUUGA
Spirodela intermedia is the source of this 96-nucleotide messenger RNA. The record is from the annotation of a GenBank genome assembly. NCBI's taxonomy places the organism in Eukaryota, Viridiplantae, Streptophyta, Magnoliopsida, Alismatales, Araceae.